Molecule: messenger RNA, 3037 nt
Organism: Drosophila novamexicana
Lineage: Eukaryota; Metazoa; Arthropoda; Insecta; Diptera; Drosophilidae
Gene: Sdr
Product: insulin-like growth factor 1 receptor
Exons: 7
Coding region: 211-2778 (855 amino acids)
Cellular component (GO): plasma membrane; cell wall
Molecular function (GO): protein binding
Source: RefSeq, a predicted model, not a curated record
AGCGCGUGUUCCACUCGGAAGCGAGUACAGACCAGGGUUAACAUCAAACGACAUUGGCAUUCAAGUGUGCAAUUGAUAGACUGUCGCUAAUUGCCCGCGCCCCUCUUCCUGCUGCUGCUGCUCUACCGCAUCGCUGGCAUUCAACUUAGGCAUAAAUAUUUAAGAGGUCACACGGGGCAAGUGCUCUAAAUUGAGAGUGAAAGAGUCAAGAUGCGGCACAUGCUCUGGCUGCUGCUGCUGCUGUGGCCAGUUGCUGCCAGUUCGGAGUCCACGUGCGGUUCACUGGAGCUGCGACAGCUCGCGGAUUUCCAGAAAUUGCGCAACUGCAGCAUUGUUGUCGGUCACGUGCGCAUUGCGCACCUGCAGCUGCCCGGCGAUGCAAAUCUCAACCAGCUGCGCAGCGAGGUUACGGAAAUCAGCGACUAUCUGAUGAUCUAUCGCUGCUCCGGGCUGCUUACUCUGGAGUCCAUAUUUCCCAAGCUGCGUCUGAUACGCGGCCGGAGGCAGCUGUUCGAUCAGUAUGCCCUCACCGUCUACGAGAAUCGCAAUCUCAGGGAGCUGGGCCUGGUGGCGCUUGUGCGCAUCCAGGAUGGCUACAUUCGGGUCGAAAGUAAUCCCAUGCUGUGCUUCGUGCAGACCGUGGACUGGAUUUAUCUACUUGGCAACCCUGCAACGCAGCAUUUCUCUAUAAAGCACAACAAGUCGCCGAAUCAUUGUCCUGUUUGCGGUGGGCUCUCCGCCGAUUAUUCCUAUCGUUCCAAUUUCACCAGACACUGCUGGAACACGAAGGCGGCCCAGCUACGUUUCGAGCCGCCCCGCACCAAGGAUUGUCCCGAGAAGUGUGGCCGCAAUGGCUGUGAUGCUGCUGGGAAAUGCUGCGAGCCCAGUUGCAUUACGGGCUGUUCGAUUGAGAACUGUUCCCUUUGUGGCAACUAUCAGCGGAAUGGUCGCUGUGUGGAGCAGUGCGUUGCCAGCUAUGAGCUGGACAAGAGGCUGUGCAUCUCGGAUCGGGAAUGCCGUCAGCUGAAGCUGAUUCCACUGACGCGUGGUUAUCGCUGCGUGGAUCACUGCCCAGACAAUCACAAGCCAGUGAACGACACCCAUGGAGUGCUGCAAUGCCAGCUGGAGUGCAGGGGUGUGUUCCAUGUGAAGCGGCAGGCGGAUCUGGAGCCGCUGCAGGACUGUGUGACCCUCAAUGGAUCGCUGAUUAUCGAGCUGGUGGACAUAAAGGAAAAAAUUGUCUCUGCUCUAGAGCAAACCUUGGGCAGCAUUAAAGAGAUUACCGGCUAUUUAAAGGUUUUGCACUCGGCCCAGCUCAUGUCGCUGACCUUCCUCAAGAACUUGGAUACUAUACGUGGCGAUCAGCUAAUUGAAAACAAAUACGCCCUGUCCGUUGUGAACAAUUACUACAUGGAGCACAUUUGGCCAGCAAAUCGUCAGGUGGCCAUACAACGUGGCACCAUAUUCUUUCAUUUGAAUCCACGGCUAUGCUAUGAGAAAAUCCUUAAGCUGCAGCCCUCAUUGAAGAGUGUUCGCAAGAUAUCCAUAGCGGAUGUGUCGCCCAACUCGAAUGGUGAGCGUGUCAUAUGCGGGGAUGCGGUGCGCACUCUGGACGCACAGGUUGAGGAUAUUAAUUCUACGGCGGUUCGCAUUGCGGUUGACUUUAUGAAAUGUGAGGAUAUGGAAACAUUGAUCGGCUACUCGUAUCACUAUAUGGAAGCGCCGCAGGGCAAUAUCACCAUGUACGAUGGUCGCCACGGCUGCGGACAUGAUGACUGGCUUAUGGACGUCUCGCCAAGCAGGAAUCGCCGUCACGUGAUCUCCAACCUUAAGCCCUAUACACGAUAUGCAUAUUUUGUUAAGACCCUCACACGCACCGAUUACCACAUGCAGGUGGAUGCAUACUCCAAGAUUCUGUACUUUCAUACGCUGGCCAGCAAGCCGAGUCCUGUGAGUCGCCUCCAUGGCAGCUCGGAGCAUAGCACACAGAUUAUGGUUUACUGGUGGCCACCGCGUCGUCCCAAUGGUGUUAUAUCCAAGUAUUUUGUUAGCAUUGAGCCGCACAAUCUGACCGAGCCGGAGGCCAGCAACAAGAACUAUUCCACGUUCAAGGCGUGCAACAGCUGCGAUUUGGACUGCGUCUGCAAUGAUCUGGUGCCGUACGAUUCUGGACCACAGCCUGAGGAUGAGAGCUACUACAACAAGGAGCAGAUAACAUACGAGGAUGCUCUGCCCAAUCUCAUCUAUGUUUCACGCAAAAUGAAAAUGAAGAAGGAAAAGUUUAACAAGGUCAAGGACUUUGAGGAUCUUAUAGCUGGUCCCCAGCCAGCAGCAGCUGUGGAAAGUACCAGCACAAUAGCUCCAGAAACUGCCUUGGCCGACAACAGCUCGCUGGCGAGCAAUUUUUCGGCAAUAGCUGAAGAGGCAUCCAAAAAUUAUGAACUCUAUCGCCAGUUCAUGGAAGAACGGGCGCGUCAGGUGCAGGAUACGGGCAUAGAAGACUUUCUAAUCAGCCAUCCGCUGCCCAAAUGCAACGAUGCCCAUGCCUCGGUGAGCUACCAGCUGGAACAGAAAUGUGUCGUCGCGGAAGAGCCAAAGGGUGCCAUUGUACCUGGUACACAGAAUUCGUAUAAGUUGACCAACCUUCAGCCCGAUCAGUACUAUCGCAUUUCGGUUCGAGCUUGUGUGGAUGGCGUCAUCAACGGCUGCUCCAAUCCAGCAGAGAUGAUCCUGAAGACCAUCAGCGUGCAGGUGGACCAGUUUAUGAAUGGCCAAUGAAGGGCAAUGUCUCAUGCUCUAAUGUACAUAUAUAAGAUUUAAUAUAUACUCUUCCAUUUGAAUGUAAUCAUUUAUUUAGAGCGCUUAGUUUAUUAUACUUAGCUUUAAGUCUUACGUAAACUGACAGUCGGAACUGCACAUUCCUCUCGGUUAUAGCUGGUUUUGGAGAGAAUUUUAAUAUUGAUUUCCAAGUGAUAUUUGUAGUCUAUGUAAGAGAUGCGUGAAAUGUUAAAAUGUGUUUGCGAAAGUUCCUUCCAAU